GCGUCCGCUGUCUGAUCGGUGGCCUCGCCGCGCCGCGCCGCUCCGCGCCAUGAGCUCCAUCGGCACCGGGUAUGACUUGUCAGCUUCUACAUUCUCUCCAGAUGGAAGAGUUUUUCAAGUUGAAUAUGCCAUGAAAGCCGUGGAAAAUAGCAGUACAGCUAUUGGAAUCAGAUGUAAAGAUGGAGUCGUCUUUGGGGUUGAAAAAUUAGUCCUUUCUAAACUUUAUGAAGAAGGUUCUAACAAGCGACUUUUUAAUGUUGACCGGCAUGUUGGGAUGGCAGUAGCAGGUUUGUUGGCAGAUGCUCGCUCCUUAGCAGACAUCGCAAGAGAAGAAGCCUCCAACUUUAGAUCUAACUUCGGCUAUAACAUCCCACUGAAACAUCUUGCCGACAGAGUUGCCAUGUAUGUACAUGCAUAUACGCUCUACAGUGCUGUUCGACCUUUUGGCUGCAGUUUCAUGCUCGGGUCUUACAGUGCGAAUGACGGUGCACAACUUUAUAUGAUUGACCCAUCAGGUGUUUCAUAUGGCUAUUGGGGCUGUGCCAUCGGCAAAGCCAGGCAAGCUGCAAAGACAGAAAUAGAAAAGCUUCAGAUGAAAGAAAUGACCUGUCGGGAUGUUGUUAAAGAAGUCGCGAAAAUAAUUUAUAUAGUGCAUGAUGAAGUCAAGGAUAAAGCUUUCGAAUUAGAGCUCAGCUGGGUCGGUGAAUUAACUAAGGGAAGACAUGAGAUUGUCCCAAAAGACAUCAGGGAAGAAGCAGAAAAAUAUGCUAAGGAAUCUUUGAAGGAAGAAGAUGAAUCAGAUGAUGAUAAUAUGUAAAAUAUGUAGCUAAAUUUACUUCAGCAUUGUUACCUUUUCAGUUUCUAGUAACAGUCUUCUGUAAGUGUCUGGCCCUGUGGAUUAUUAUAUGCCCCAUACCAUUUUCAUUAAAUUUGUCUUACGAUUA
Molecule: messenger RNA, 944 nt
Organism: Suncus etruscus (white-toothed pygmy shrew)
Lineage: Eukaryota; Metazoa; Chordata; Mammalia; Eulipotyphla; Soricidae
Gene: PSMA3
Product: proteasome 20S subunit alpha 3
Exons: 11
Coding region: 50-817 (255 amino acids)
Biological process (GO): ubiquitin-dependent protein catabolic process
Cellular component (GO): synapse; proteasome core complex; proteasome core complex, alpha-subunit complex
Source: RefSeq, a predicted model, not a curated record